GAAAGUAAGUGCCGAGUCUCUACUGUGACGGACCAAGAAGUUUGGCUGCAUUAGAGGUUCGUGUUCGGAAAAGGCAGAAAGAAACAAGCACGAAUGACUAUCAACUGUUGUUAAACAUUACAUGAUAAUCUGUAAAAGACAACAGGGGGGAUAACUCACCGAGAUCAGAUUAUUGAAUGAGAGGCCAAACACCUUCGACAGUAGCUUCUAGCUCGGUGCUAUCUGGAACCAAGACAGCGCAAAUUACAACGGAAAGUCACUUUUAUUAAAAGACUCGGUGCUGUGGGAUUUCAGCCGAACUUCAACCUGGGAUGGACGACCUAACAGUACUGGAGCCUUGGAUCUGAUUCGUAUAAGGACUGACAGCGGUUUUUCAGUGUUCAGAUGUGGCUGUUGGGACUGGAGACGGGAGACGUGUCACUGAUAAAGCGGCUGAAGUUGAAGUUAGAGCCCCAACGCUGACAGACAUUUAUUCAUCAGCCCAGUCCAAAAGUCCAGUCAGCACAUAACCCGGACCUGUAGGGUUUCUUAUUCACCUUUAACUUCACUGCCUGGCGAAUUUAACACUUCUUAACCCUCCCCUGGUGAGGGUAGGACGUGUUUUGUCAACAUGGGUUCGUUGUUUCGGAGUGAGGAGAUGUGUCUGGCCCAACUCUUUCUGCAGUCCGGAUCCGCUUAUGACUGUAUCAGUGAACUGGGCGAACUGGGGCUGCUGGAGUUCAGAGACCUCAACCCAAGUGUGAACUCUUUUCAGCGCAAGUUUGUCAAUGAAAUCAAGAAAUGUGAAGAGAUGGAGAGGAUUCUAGGAUAUCUUCUGAGGGAAAUUAAAAAAGAAGACAUCCCACUGCCAGAAGGCGAGGUGAACCCAGCUGCACCAUUACCCAAACAUGUGAUGGUCAUAAUGGAGCAACUUCAGAGACUGGAACUAGAGUUGAGUGAGGUCACCAGGAACAAGGAGAAACUUCAGAAGAACCUUCUAGAACUGACUGAGUACACGCAUAUGCUGCGCAUCACACGCAACUUUGUGCACCACAGUGUAGAGAGGGAGUCGACACAGGCCCAGUAUGAAGAGUUUCCGUUUCUAGAGAAAGAACCUGUGAUGGACUACACCAGCAUGCAGAGGCUUGGAGCCAAGCUUGGGUUCAUUUCUGGGCUCAUCCAGAGCGUAAAAAUCGAGGCAUUUGAGCGAAUGCUUUGGAGAGUGUGUAAGGGCUACACCAUCCUCAGCUACUCUGAAGUAGACGAGCUUCUGGGUGACCCUGAUUCGGGGGAGCCAACCAGGAAUGUGGUCUUCCUUAUCUCCUACUGGGGAGAUCAGAUUGGACAGAAAGUUAAGAAGAUAUGUGACUGUUACCACUGUCACCUGUACCCGUACCCCAACAGUAACGAGGAGAGAACAGAUGUGGUGGAGGGGCUUCGCACACGUAUUCAGGACUUGCACACGGUUCUUUACCGCACUGAGGAUUACCUGAGGCAGGUGUUGAUCAAGGCCUCAGAGUCUGUGUACAUUUGGGUAAUCCAGGUUAAGAAAAUGAAGGCCAUAUACCACAUCCUCAACCUCUGCAGUUUCGAUGUCACAAACAAGUGCCACAUAGCUGAGGGGUGGUGUCCUGUAAACGAUCUGCCUGCUCUUCGGAGAGCGCUAGAUGAUGGAUCGAGGAAGAGUGGAGCCACAGUUCCGUCAUUUGUCAAUCGUAUCCCAAGCAGUGACACUCCACCGACCCUCAUACGCACCAACAAGUUUACCUCAGGCUUUCAGAAUAUAGUGGACGCUUACGGCGUGGGCAGCUACAGAGAGGUCAACCCAGCUCCAUAUACAAUCAUUACCUUUCCCUUCCUGUUUGCCGUGAUGUUUGGAGACCUCGGGCACGGCAUCAUCAUGGCACUGUUUGCUCUGUGGAUGGUUCUCUAUGAGAAUGACCGCAAACUGAAGAGAACCAGGAAUGAGAUCUUGAACAUUUUUUUCGAGGGCCGCUACAUCAUCCUGUUGAUGGGCAUAUUUUCAGUCUACACCGGAUUAAUAUACAAUGACUGCUUCUCCAAAUCACUCAACCUGUUCGGCUCGGGAUGGAAUGUCAGUGCCAUGUUCAAACAUGGAGACUGGAAUUUGAGCACUGUCAGCUCAAAUCGCUUACUUGCACUGAAUCCAAACAUCACAGGAGUCUUUAAAGGGCCAUAUCCUGUGGGAAUAGACCCGAUCUGGAACCUGGCAUCAAACCGUCUCACCUUCCUGAACUCCUAUAAGAUGAAGAUGUCUGUGAUUGUAGGAAUAAUCCACAUGACUUUUGGAGUCGUCCUUGGCGUUUUCAAUCACCUGCACUUCAGACGGACAUAUAAUCUGUACCUGAUAUUUAUUCCUGAGCUUCUCUUCCUGCUGUGUCUCUUCGGCUAUCUGGUCUUCAUGAUCGUCUAUAAGUGGCUGUUUUUCACAGUCCGAGACUCUCAGACAGCUCCCAGCAUCCUCAUCCACUUUAUCAACAUGUUCCUGAUGCAGGGGGACUCUAACCGACCUCUUUUCCCGGGACAGGCCGGGCUUCAAGUGUUCCUGGUGAUUGUGGCCGUGUUCUCUGUGCCUGUGUUAUUAUUGGGAAAACCUCUCUACCUCUACUGGCAACACAAGGGCAGAGACCGCCUGAACAUGUACAGGGGGUAUCAGCGUGUACGACGGAACAGUGAGGAGGAGCUCUCUCUCAUGCAAGUUCAUGAUAUGGAGGAAGGCAGCAGUCUGGACAGCCACUCCUCCAGCUCUGACAGCCAAUCAGAGGAGCUUGAUUUUGCAGAUCUGUUCCUCAAUCAGUCCAUCCACACUAUAGAGUACUGUCUGGGCUGCAUCUCUAACACUGCGUCUUACCUCCGCCUGUGGGCUCUCAGCCUGGCACAUGCCCAGCUCUCUGAAGUAUUGUGGGCGAUGGUGAUGCGGGACGGCCUACGUGUGGACACCAGUUGGGGUGUUGUGCUCCUGGUGCCUGCUUUUGGUCUGUUUGCUGUCCUCACUGUGUCCAUCCUGCUGGUGAUGGAGGGACUUUCAGCCUUCCUUCAUGCUCUCAGACUCCACUGGGUGGAGUUUCAAAAUAAGUUCUACAGCGGCGCUGGCGUCAAGUUUGUACCGUUUGCCUUCUCUCUCAUGCACAGCAGCUUUGAAAACGAAGGGCUGUUAUGAAUUGCGGGACGCUAAAGACAAGACCUGAGCGGAUCUGUGAGCUUAAUUUUUAACAGAUUUAUAUACAGUGAUGUUGCACUACAUGCCAAACUGGCCCAACCAAAUACUCUUUCCGUAUUAUAUAUAUGUUCCAUAUCAGCAUUGGCACACUGAGCCACAUCAGAUGCUCUGCUGCAACCAUCAACUCAAACACUGAGGUAAAGCAAAGACAAAGUCUCUGGACUGUAAAUAGGACUCUUGAGUGCUUUAGAUCUCUUGAAUGUAUUGUCAGCUCUUCACAAAAGUGCAGUUUUGGAAUAUCAUUUUUCUACCAUGUUGCCUGUUGGCUGUGCAGAGAUGCUCAUUUCUCCAUAGCUGAGCACAUUCCUUGAGUGACAUUAGGAUUUCAUUUUCAUCCUGCUUUUUUCAUCCUCCAGUGUUGAAACAUGAUUCUGGCUCAUGAAGGUCAUUGAUCUAGUGCUGUGAAGAU
Messenger RNA from Rhinichthys klamathensis goyatoka, 3629 nucleotides. RefSeq names its product ATPase H+ transporting V0 subunit a2b (gene atp6v0a2b). Gene Ontology annotation, molecular function: ATPase binding; proton-transporting ATPase activity, rotational mechanism. Gene Ontology annotation, cellular component: plasma membrane; vacuolar proton-transporting V-type ATPase complex; vacuolar proton-transporting V-type ATPase, V0 domain. NCBI's taxonomy places the organism in Eukaryota, Metazoa, Chordata, Actinopteri, Cypriniformes, Leuciscidae. The transcript has 20 exons. Gene Ontology annotation, biological process: vacuolar acidification; proton transmembrane transport. Bases 611 to 3160 code for a protein of 849 amino acids. The record is from RefSeq and is a predicted model, not a curated record.